UUUUGGCUGGCCAUAAUUUGCCGCCAUACUCGCAAAAUGUCUCAAUCACAAAUUCAAAUUGAGUCGGUCAGAAACCGGGAAGCUACGCAAGAAUUUAAUUUAAUCGCAGUUGAUCUUGCAAUUCGCCGAGUUUCGAUAGAUUACAAUGGAACCAGGAGCCCCAGGAACCUUUGCACAGUCAAACAUACCUGUUAUACAUUUGCAAGAAUCAACAUCUCAAUUCCAGCUAGAUGACAAAGAUGAAUUGCAGCAGCCAAAACAACAUAUUAUGCACGGAAGGCAUCAGCAGCAUUGGGACGAUCAUUCAAGUCAGCAAGAACAGUUUGAGCAAAAUCAGUCCAAGCGUCCAGAACAGCGUCAGCAACAUGUUGAUGAGCAGAGAAACUCUGCAGAGUCAAACUCAUUUGCUCUACAUUUACAACAAUUUACUUCUCAACCGCAAGGGGAAAAUCAAAGGUAUCGGCUGAAAGAUAACAAACAUGAACAACAGCAGGAGCAGGAAAAAAAACUAAUGGAGGGAGAGCUGCAACAGCAGCAAAACCAGCAGGAGGACCAUUCAAAUCAGCAAGAACUGUUUCAACAAAGUCAGCCCCAGCAUGUAGAGCAGGGUCAACCGCAUUUCAAUGAGCAGAGUGAGAAUCUGUGGCUGGAAACCCUUCAGGUACAACAACAGCAACAGAAAGAAGAACAAGAGCAGCAUCCACAUCAAGAGAAGCAACAAUAUAUGCAGCAGUCCUUGCAAACUCAUCAGCAGUUACAACAGCUACAGCUCCAGCCUCAGGUGCAACAGCAGCAAUUUAAUCAACAGUCACUGCAGGCUGUCACCAGUGGACAAUACACCUCUCGUUCUAUUACUUUUUCUUAUUUGGUAGAAACGAUUUUGCCCCAUCUUUCAAGAGAAAAGGCAGAAUGCGUUUCUGCAAUAUUAUUGAAGUUCAAAAGGAAUGAGAUAACCAAGAACGAUUUUGUAAGUGGUACAAGGAAAGUGGUUGGAGAUCAAAUACUUGUGCAAACGGUUAAGCAAAUCCAGAAAAAGGCAACGUUAGCAACUUCUUCAACUGCAACAUUGCAUCACACAUUGUCUGCAUUUGGUGGACCUAUUUCAGGUGGUCAUUCCUCAGGGGAUAUGUUGCAGGAGCAAAUGUGCAUUCAGAUGCCUUCAGCACCACCUUCCUCAGCAGUUGGUCCUGAGAUCAGUACAUCAGAAAAGGUACCAUUGUUUGGACAAAACAAUUGUUACGAGUCAUGUCCUUCAAAUCAACCACCAAGGAAAAAACAAAAGGUUUCUGGAGAUUACUUAGAUCAACGUGUUGACCCACUUAAUGAUAUUACUACUAUCAGUGGAGUGAACCUAAGGGAAGAGGAAGAAAAGCUUUUUGCUGGACCUAAAGAUGAAAGCUGUGUAGCAGAGGCAAUAAGAAAAGUUGUGCAAGAAGAGGAGGAGAGAAUAUUUUUACAAAAGGGACCACUGCGUGCAAAAAUAGCCGGAAUCAUGGCAAAGUAUGGUAUCAAAUAUCUUAGCACUGACAGUGAGCGCUGCUUGUCACUGUGCAUUGAGGAACAUUUACGAACUGUGAUAGGCCAAUUGAUCAGAUUGUCUAAACAGCGGGUUGAUCUUGAGAGGGUCAGCCAUAAGGUUGUUUUAACAUCAGAUAUACAACACCAAAUUCUGGCAGUGAAUAAAAAAGUAAAGGUGGAUUUGGAGAAGAAACAGGCAGAAGAGGAAGAAAAACUACAGAAAUUAUAUGGGAAAAGCUUGACAGAGAACAAUGCUAGUACCGAGGGAGAAAAGGAUGAAAGCCAUGCAAAAAUACAGAGGACAUAUAAAGAAUACGAUGAAAUGAGGUCAAAUGCAGCAAAUGCUGCAGUAAGAGCUGCAAUUGGAGGCGAUGACAUGUUAUUGAAAUGGCAACGGAUGGCCGAGCAAGCUCAACAAAAGCACAAAGGUACAUUGUAUCAAGCAUCCAACACUUGCACUAAUAGAGAUGUAAGUAGGAAAAAUAUGGUUGGCAGGUUGGAGGCAGGAAAUGAAUUUGAUCGUCUAGAUGCUCCCUCAACUGGGAUAAUACAAAAUUUAGGGAGAGAAUACCCAAGUUCACAGUGUACUCAGACAGAGCCUGUCCAUACAAUAUGUGUAAAAGAUGUAAUUGCUUUGCUGGAGCGGAAGCCGCACAUGACUAAAUCGACUUUACUUUAUUGCUUGUAUGAGAGAUAUGAAGAAUGCAAUAAGGAAAAACCAUUUUAAAACUAGAGUAAUGAUGACAUGUCAAAAUGAAGUUCAAAUGAUUAGAUUUAAUCUUUUAUUAAUA
Messenger RNA from Cryptomeria japonica (Japanese cedar), 2309 nucleotides. Its product is annotated as transcription initiation factor TFIID subunit 4b. Lineage: Eukaryota; Viridiplantae; Streptophyta; Pinopsida; Cupressales; Cupressaceae. Gene Ontology annotation, cellular component: transcription factor TFIID complex. The transcript is spliced from 15 exons. The coding region runs from base 146 to 2245 and encodes 699 amino acids. Gene Ontology annotation, molecular function: protein heterodimerization activity; RNA polymerase II general transcription initiation factor activity; DNA binding. The record is from RefSeq and is a predicted model, not a curated record. Gene Ontology annotation, biological process: transcription initiation at RNA polymerase II promoter.